Durio zibethinus is the source of this 2479-nucleotide messenger RNA. NCBI's taxonomy places the organism in Eukaryota, Viridiplantae, Streptophyta, Magnoliopsida, Malvales, Malvaceae. The record is from RefSeq and is a predicted model, not a curated record.
UUGAAAGGCAAUUUCUCAGAGCAAUGGGUAAAAACAUGCGACACAAAAGCGCUGGCAUCUCAAUCCCGCAUGGUCAUCCAGGGUGCAUGUGGGGUUUUCUUCAUGUACUUAAGUAUCAACAUUGGCAUUGGCGUUUUAUUAAGAAAAGACUUCCACAUAAGAAGGAUGAUGUAGGGGUUGAAAAUCCUGGGGAUGGUAAUAGUAUACAAGCCUCAAAUGCCGAUGAUUUGUCAGAAUACAGGAAAGUUGAAGUGGCCAACUCUAAGGUUGAAGGAAAGAAGAGACCGUCCAGUCCAGCAACUAAAAAUACAGUGAAAUCUCGACUGAAGGCAAUUAUUAUUGAAGAAAUGUCUAAGAGGAAGGGCCGAAGCCGGCAUCACCGAAGUUCAACUUACCCUGCACCAUCACAUUUGACACGAACUGGUUUAGUUCAUCAUGCAGAAGCCCAUAUUGAUGAUCUUCUUCCUGAAAUGGCUCUAAAUGAUGAAAGUCUCACAGUGGCUGAUGAGAACAACGAGAUCUUCUCUGACAGCAGUUCUGAGGAUCAAGUUUUACCAAAGUCCUCGGAUGAACCAAUUAGCAGUGAAUCUACAGAAAAUAUCUGCAGAAAGUCAACGCCGUUGAUAGCUGCAGACCACAGGGCAGAUGGAAUUCACAAACUAAACCAAGCAAAGGCUGAAAUGAUUGAUAUCUCUUCUUCAGGUUCAUCCCAGCAUCUGAAGCAAUCCGGUGGAAAUCAAGUGGCAAGAAAGAGAUUCAAACAUCUUAAACAGAAUAUAAAACAUGCAAUUAAGGAAAGCAAGAAAGAGAGGUAUCGAAUUGCCAUGGAUGCGGUCCUUCACAAAAUUCCUCACAAGAAGGGGUUUUCCAAGGACUUGACAAAGAACAUUCUUGAUCAUUUUAAGAACCUUUCACGGAUUAGGGAUGUUUUUCCUGAAUUCUCUACCAGCAAGAGAAGAAUGCAGUACGAGAGAAGAGCAUCAUCUUUUAAUGAAUCUAUGGAUAGAUAUACACAGUUGUAUGAAUCUAGUAUCAACAGAGAAGCUAAAGUACAUAUCUCCAAACGGAUACAAGAAAGUAGAGAAGAAGAGAUGGUCUUGCCUCGUAGGAGUGCGCCAAAAUCCCUGGGAAGAAUUCUUUCCUCACCUGAAUUACAUUCUUAUUUUUAUCAAAGGGAGGACUUUUCUGAUGCAUUUUCUUCAGAUAUGCCAACUAGUGUUGUCGAUGUCACUUCAAGCAUAAGCAGCUUAACUGAACAAAAAAUUCUAGAUAUUUCAGAGGCCUUGGAUUAUCGCUCAGAAGAUACCCUUGGAAAAAGUGAGUCUGAAAAGAAUAUGAUAGGCAUUAGGGAAACACUUGAUGAGUCGGGAAACUUGAUGAUUGGGGACAAUGUUUCUCAAAGUGAACAAGACAGUAAGCCUGGAAUUAUACCUAUCACUGAGCUGGAAGAAGCAAGUCCUAUCCCUUUGCUCAACUUCAGUUCUGAAGGGGAAACAGCCAGUCCUGUAGAAAUUUCCAAAUCACUAGGUAUAUGCCCUGUUGAUUCUUUUUCUUACCUUCAUGAAUUGAGGGAUGCCUCUAAGGAUGCUGAGGGCAUAGUUGACUUUGAGAAAGUAGAAACUUUAAAGAAGGAUUUAGACACUGACCUUUUAAAAGAUCUAGCAGAUACAAAUGACAAAGACACUGACCUUUUAAAAGAUCUAGCAGACACAAAUGACAAAGAUAAAUUUACAUAUGUGAGAGAUGUACUCGAACUAUCAGGGCUUAGCGGGAAUGAAAUCCUUGGUACAUGGCAUGCGGAUGACCAGCCAUUGGAUCCUUUGGUGUAUGAGGCAAUCAGAGGUUGCAUUUUCUGCGAUCCCCAUUGUUCCGGGGAGGAAGACGUUAGUUACUGUAAUCACCCACUUUUGUUUGAUCUAAUCAACGAGGUACUGAAGGAGCUUUAUGAAAAAUCAUACAGUUAUUGUCCCAGACCUUUAUCUUCAUUAUGCCACAUCCGUCCAAUGCCGGUAGGACACCAUGUUCUUAAGGAAGUCUGGGCAAACAUAAGCUGGUACUUGAGCUAUGAAUCUGGAUUUGAUAAACCAUUGGAUUAUGUUGCCAGUAGAGAUCUAACAAGAAAUGAUGGAUGGAUGAACCUACAAUUUGAAAAUGAAUGCCUGGGGCUUGAGCUUGAAGAGUUAAUCUUUCACGAACUUUUGGAGGAACUUAUCUAGACUUGAUGGCCUCCUGUGCUUGAUCAGGUUUGUUCUUAUCAGAAACACCUCAACUUUCAGUUCACCGGCAUUUAAAAGUUCUAUAACUUGAUUGAUUGUGUAAUUAAUACUUAGUUUCCCCAAACUUCAAAAGAGAUUAGGCAAAAUACAAGGAAAUAGUUCUUGGUUUUAUUAUUACACAUACAUUGUGCAGGCAGGUCUUAUUUAUAAACAAUCAAUCUCUUGUAGCUGCCUGCAAGAACUCAAUCUAUUUUAUGUUUAUA